Hypoxylon trugodes is the source of this 1258-nucleotide messenger RNA. RefSeq lists its product as uncharacterized. Gene Ontology annotation, biological process: regulation of DNA-templated transcription. The transcript has 4 exons. NCBI's taxonomy places the organism in Eukaryota, Fungi, Ascomycota, Sordariomycetes, Xylariales, Hypoxylaceae. Bases 185 to 1222 code for a protein of 345 amino acids. Gene Ontology annotation, molecular function: zinc ion binding; DNA-binding transcription factor activity, RNA polymerase II-specific. The record is from RefSeq and is a predicted model, not a curated record.
CAACUUUCCAGUGCUCAGGGGUACGUAGUUUCCCGAACAUAUAUCCCCCCGAACCGCCCGGAUCUAUGAUAGGUAUAAUGCCUUAUCAGUACCCGCCGCCACAAGAGAGCCCAGAGUUAGGGGUGUCGCAAGGCGGCUACAUGGAUAAUCAUCCAGCACCCACCCAAGAACUCUGGGCAACCAGAUGCCCCCCACACGGCGACAAGAACCCCAAUCCAAAGGAUUCCGUCUUAAAAAAAUCGCCUCGACCCCUAACGUGAGAGAGCAGGGGACGAAUGAAGCCGACCAUGGACCCUCCGGCCUUCCUAACGAAAGGAGAAGGAAUAGGCUUGGUUAUCACCGAACACCCAUUGCUUGUAAACACUGCCGAAGAAGGAAAAUCAGAUGUAAACAGCCCGAAGCGCCAGAUGUUCUAGGGCGCUGCGAAAGCUGCAUGAGCCUCAAUAAAGACUGUAUCUACACGGCAGUAAACCAGCAGCCACCGCCACCUGCAACAGGGCACAGGCAAGGAGCAGGAACACCUACUAAUCUUGCAUCUCCUUCCACAUCCCCAGCACUACCGACGGGACAUUCUGUGGAAGCACAGUCAAACGCACCGUACCAGUUGACCACAAUACCGUCGAUGCCAAGUAACUCAAUGGAAGCUGAAGAAGAAGAAGCAUAUGCGACAGAGCCUAGAAUCCCAUCGAAUGCGCCUAGCGAUCCGACGUUCAGCUACGGACACGAUGCAGGCAGCUGGCUACCAACAGGAGCGGGUGCAAGCACUGCGAGGAUGCCCGGCGAUUCGAGUACCAUGUGGACGAGCUUCGCCCACGGCCUACCUGACGGCUCAGACCCCUCGUCCUAUAAUUCUCAGCACCCAACAGGCUCUGCAGGGUUAGGGAGGAUAAAUAGUACUUCUCGCCUCGACGAUGGGUGGAGAUCAUAUCCGCCAGGGACAAGAUCCAUGUCCUAUAGCGAUGAUCAAUCUGGACGGUACGAUAGGCAGACAUCCCUCGCGACCAAUGCCGUCCCGGAGGCAGGCCUGGGUAUUCAGGACCCUCUAUCGGCCGGUGCCGUGCCGCAUGCGACUUACGGUACGUGGCAGCAGUACCAAUAUUCUAGACCCAAUGAAGACUAUGGUGGAUGGUAUGAGGACCGUGAACAGUCUCCGCAAACACAUGCCUUGUCGGCCGGCCAAGAUCCCUCUCAAGCCGGAGGCAUGUAUUACGGCGGGAGAUGACAGCUAAAAUUGACAACGGGAUGAUAUGCUAGGGAU